This is a messenger RNA of Penicillium griseofulvum, 3030 nucleotides long. Its product is annotated as glycoside hydrolase family 35 protein. The transcript is spliced from 7 exons. Gene Ontology annotation, cellular component: vacuole. Gene Ontology annotation, biological process: carbohydrate metabolic process. NCBI's taxonomy places the organism in Eukaryota, Fungi, Ascomycota, Eurotiomycetes, Eurotiales, Aspergillaceae. Gene Ontology annotation, molecular function: beta-galactosidase activity. The record is from RefSeq and is a predicted model, not a curated record. Bases 1 to 3030 code for a protein of 1009 amino acids.
AUGAAGCUCUUGUCCUCCUGGGCUAUUGCCUAUCUGGCAGCCCAGGCCGCUGGUGCUGCCAUCAGCCAUUCAUGGAAUGGGUAUACUAUCACCGAGCACCCCGAUCCAGUUAAGCGGGAUUUGCUCCAGAAACAUGUCACUUGGGAUGACAAGUCUCUUUUUGUCAACGGUGAGAGAAUCAUGAUCUUCAGUGGUGAAAUUCACCCAUAUCGUUUGCCUGUCCCAUCUUUGUGGAUUGAUGUUCUCCAAAAAGUCAAGUCUCUGGGAUUCAACUGUGUUUCUUUCUAUAUCGACUGGGCUCUACUGGAGGGUAAGCCGGGCCAGUAUACUGCCGAGGGAAUCUUCGCUCUAGAGCCAUUCUUCGACGCCGCUAAGGAGGCUGGUAUCUAUCUCCUGGCUCGACCUGGUCCCUACAUCAAUGCUGAAGUAUCGGGCGGUGGUUUUCCGGGUUGGCUUCAGAGCGUGAAUGGAACUCUGCGAAGUGGUGAUGAGGACUUCCUGAAGGCAACGGACAACUACAUGGCCAAUGUUGCCGCAACGAUGGCCAAGGGCCAGAUCACCAAUGGAGGACCUAUCAUUCUUUUCCAACCCGAGAAUGAGUACAGUGGCGCGUGCUGUGGAUACGAAGAUUUCCCAGAUGGAGCUUACAUGCAAUACGUGCAGGACCAGGCUCACAGGGCGGGAAUUGUUGUUCCUAUUAUUAGCAACGAUGCCGGCACUGACGGUCACAAUGCCCCUGGAACUGGCGAGGGUGAAGUGGAUAUCUACGGCCACGACAACUACCCUCUCGGCUUUGACUGCUCAAAUCCUUCGACCUGGCCAGCGGGAAAGCUGCCCACUGAUUUCUAUAAGAUACACAUGGAGACGAGUCCUGCCACCCCGUACUCUUUGGUCGAGUUCCAAGGUGGUGCCUUCGAUCCAUGGGGAGGUGCUGGGCUCGACAAGUGUGCUGCCCUCCUGAAUCAUGAGUUCGAGAGAGUAUUCUAUAAGAACAACCUCAGCUUCAGAGUCGCAAUCUUCAACCUGUACAUGAUCUUUGGUGGCACUAACUGGGGUAACCUGGGCCACCCCGGUGGUUACACUUCCUAUGAUUAUGGUUCCGCAAUUACUGAAUCCCGCAACAUCACCCGUGAGAAGUACAGCGAGCUGAAGCUGAUUGGCAACUUUGCAAGAGCGUCAUCGGCCUACCUUCUAUCAACACCAGGAGAGUUGACCACUUCCAAGUACACCACCUCGUCUGAUCUGGCCGUGACUCCCCUGCUCGGGGGCAAGAAUACUGCUUCUUCCUUCUUUGUUGUCCGUCACUCCGACUACUCGUCCCAAGCAUCUGUCGACUAUAAGCUCAAGGUUCCUACCAGCGCCGGUGAAGUGACUAUUCCCCAGCUUGGCGGAAGCCUUACUCUCAGCGGCCGUGAUUCCAAGAUUCAUGUCGUUGACUAUGAUGUGGCCGACACUAAUGUCCUCUACUCUUCUGCCGAGGUCUUUACCUGGACCAAGUCUGGUAAAUCUAAGAUUCUUGUGCUGUACGGAGGCCCUGGCGAGCACCAUGAGCUAGCUGUCUCUUCCAACUCGAAGGCCUCUGUUAUCGAAGGGUCAUCGUCGAGCAUCACCACUAAGAAGGUGGGCAAGGCUGUUGUUAUCGGCUGGGAUGUCUCCACCACUCGCCGUAUCGUGCAGGUGGGUGAUCUGAAGAUUGUUCUUCUGGACCGAAACUCUGCCUACAACUACUGGGUUCCUCAGCUCCCAGCCAAAGGCGAGAGCCCUGGCUAUAGCACCCAAAAGACUGCUCCCUCAUCUCUGAUCGUCAAGGCCGGAUACCUCGUGCGAACUGCUUUUGUGAAGGGCAAUGACCUUCAUCUCACUGCUGAUUUCAAUGCAACCACCCCAAUUGAGGUACUUGGCGCUCCGUCCAAUGCCAAGAACCUGGUUAUCAACGGCAAGAAGGCGAAUGUCAAGGUUGACAAGAACGGAAUCUGGUCCACCAGCGUCGCUUACACGGCACCGAAGGUCGAGCUUCCAACCCUGAAGAGUCUGAAGUGGAAGUCCAUUGAUACUCUGCCUGAGCUCCAAGCCUCGUACGAUGAUUCCAAAUGGGUUUCGGCAGACAAGCCCACCAAAAACAGCGGCCAUGCACUCAAGACUCCAACUUCGCUGUACUCCUCCGACUACGGCUUCCACACCGGAACCCUCCUCUUCCGGGGCCACUUCGUCGCAACCGGCAACGAGAAGACUUUCUCCCUCCAGACCCAAGGAGGCAGCGCAUUUGGCAGCUCCGUAUGGCUGAACGAGAACCACAUAGGAUCAUGGAGCGGAAUUGGCCCUGACGCCGACCACAACGGAACGUACAAUCUACCAACCCUGAAGAAGGGCAAGUCGUACGUGUUCACCGUGGUCGUGGACAACAUGGGCCUAAACGAAAACUGGAUCGUGGGCGAAGACCAGAUGAAGCUCCCUCGCGGUAUCCUAAACUACGAGCUGUCCGGCCACCCAGCGAGUGACAUUGCCUGGAAGCUGACCGGCAACCUGGGCGGCGAGGAUUACCUGGACCAAGUGCGUGGCCCGCUCAACGAGGGUGGUCUCUACGCCGAGCGUCAGGGUUUCCACCAGCCCAAGCCGCCGACUCAGAAAUGGGAAUCCGGUAGUCCCUUCGAGGGCUUGUCAAAGCCUGGAAUCAAGUUUUACACUACAAGCUUCGAUCUGGAUAUGGAGAAGGGCUGGGAUGUUCCUGUGUACUUUAAUUUCGGGAACAGCACCUCGUCGCCGGCUUACCGUGCUCAGCUCUAUGUCAACGGGUACCAGUACGCCAAGUAUGUGAGCAACAUUGGUCCCCAGACGAGCUUCCCUGUUCCUGAGGGUAUUCUCAACUACCGGGGUACCAACUAUUUGGCCUUGAGUCUGUGGGCGCUUGAUUCAAAGGGUGCUAAGUUGGAGAGUUUGGAUAUGGUUCAUACCACUCCUGUGCUGACGGCGCUGGAUGAGGUUAAGCCCGCGGGCCAGCCUGAGUACGAGAAGCGUAAAGGGGCUUAUUAG